Messenger RNA from Baudoinia panamericana UAMH 10762, 1782 nucleotides. RefSeq lists its product as uncharacterized. The coding region runs from base 1 to 1782 and encodes 593 amino acids. NCBI's taxonomy places the organism in Eukaryota, Fungi, Ascomycota, Dothideomycetes, Mycosphaerellales, Teratosphaeriaceae. The transcript has a single exon. The record is from RefSeq and is a predicted model, not a curated record.
AUGCCGCGAACAACCAGCACUGAUUCAGAUCUGAUGCCACCGCCGUCCACCCGGAAGCAUACGCCUAAGAGGUCGCCAAUAAAGAGCAUACGAAGCGCUGUCAACACACCUCGUCCGCUGAGCCGUGCGGAUUCGUACAGUCGCUCAACACCCCCUCCUGUUCCAGAGCACUCGCAGAGCAAGCAGAACCUCAUCAACGAGCACAUUCAGGACAAUGAGGAUGCCAACAUCGAUGACACCUGCUUUAGCACUUUCUCACAGAUCCCAGAAAUGACGGUCUUUGCCAGACUCGGGCAGAGUCCGACCAAACAAGGCGACAUCGGGCACGUCCCUAACAGACACGGAGCAACCACGCCAAGGUCAAGCCGCAAGCGACCAUCUCCGUCGCGAUCACCAUCUCCGACGCCACGCCGACAGAAGACGCCCGGUACCCUCAACCAAGACGGCACGACCAGCUUCCUGAUCGACUUCACACAACAGAUGGAGUCGGUCAAUAGCUACCGCCCUUCGUCGGCAGCUAAGUCCGCCACCGAGUCCAACCUUCUCCAGUACAUCAAUAACCAGCGCUCGCCUCACAAGCCAUCCCGGCCUAGCAGCUACGCUACGCCAAGCAAACCGAGCAGCAUAUUGAACCUUCUCGACUUCGAAUUGCCUCCUGCACCCACACCACGCUCCAUUCCGACGAUCACAGUCCGCGAGCUCGAGAGCCUGAAGUCAUCCUACCUCUCGCAGAUUAGCAGCCUGAAAGCUACGCUUAGCGGUCGUGAAGCCGAAGUCGAGAGCCUCAAGCGCGCAAUCAGUGAUGCCGAGAGACGCGUUGGCGAAGCACAAGAGACGAUGCGGGAGGAGAAGUGUCGGCGCGAGCAGGUGGAGGAGGAGAAGGCGGGCUGGGAGAGGCGAGGGCUGGAGGUGGAGAAUGUGCUGAAAAGCGUGAAAGAAGAGGUAUUGAGAGUUGAAUCUGAGCGCGAGGAGCUCGUGCGUAAGGUCGAGGAUGGCGACAAGCGGGUGGAGACGAUGGAGGCCAGAGCUGUGAGGGCGGAAGAGAGGUUUGCGGAGGCGCUAAGCGCGUGUGGUGAUGCUGGGGACGGCGAUGCCGGCGUAGUCGAGGAGCGAGUCCAGCGGCUUGUGGCUGCGCAGAUAGAUGCGAAGAUCGAGGCGGUCAGCCGCGAGUUACACGCGGUGUACAAGGAGAAGCAUGAGCGCAAGGUGGCAACGCUGAAGAAGAGCUAUGAAGCUAGGUCGGAGAAGAAGUGCGGUGAUCUUCAGAUGCGCCUGGCGGAAGCGGAACGGCAGAACGAGGAGUUGCUCAACGCGAGAGUGGCCGCUUCGUCAACCACGAUCUCGGGUGUAGGGCGCGACGCGGAACUCAAAGCGGCGCUGGAAGAGCAGAAAGCCAGUCUCAUCCGCUUACAGACCGAGCUCCGGAUAUCCCACCAGCAGCAGGAUCAGCUUCAACGCGAGCUACAGCAAGAGCGCAUCGAGAAGGGCGACCUCGUCGCCGCCGUGGACGAGAUGCUCACGCUCCAAGCCGAUUCGGGUGCAGCAGCUGCUGGCAGCGCAAUGAGCGUGGUGGAGGAUUUCCGCAAGAGUAUCAGUCGGCCUUCCGGACUUCGAGCACCAGGUGCUGCUGCUGGUAGCGGUGCAAGCAGGAUCGGCGGGCCGGCAGCUCUGAAUCGCAGUGUCAGUGGCGGUGCUGGCAAAAGUAGGUUGCUGAGCAACAUUGAGCGGAUGGGGAGAGCAGGGCAUGCCGUUGCUGGUGGCGGUGCGCCGGUAGAACAAUAA